Molecule: messenger RNA, 909 nt
Organism: Rotaria sordida
Lineage: Eukaryota; Metazoa; Rotifera; Eurotatoria; Philodinida; Philodinidae
Source: the annotation of a GenBank genome assembly
AUGGUACAUCUAUCAUUAGCUCGAUAUGCAUCUAUUGGUUUUCUUGGUCUUGGUAAUAUGGGUAAACAUAUGGCAACAAAUUUAAUUGCAGCUAAUCAUCAUGUAACAAUUUUUGACAGUAGUCCACAAGCACUUGAUCAUUUUAAAGAACAAAAACAAGCUAAAAUAGCGUCUGUGCCACAGAAAGCAGUGGCAGAUUCAGAAUUUGUUGUUUUAAUGUUACCUAAUGGUAAAAUUGUACGUGAUGUUUGUCAAUCAAAUAUUUUUUCUACGGCUAAAAAAGGCACAUAUAUUAUUGAUUGUAGCACAAUUGAUGUACAAACAUCUAAAGAAAUGGCGGAACUGGCUCGAAGUAAACAAUUAAAGUUUGUUGAUGCUCCUGUAUCAGGCGGUACUACUGGUGCUGAAAAAGGUACAUUAACAUUUAUGGUUGGUGGUCAACCAGAUGAUUUUAAAGCUGUCGAACCUAUUCUUAGUAAAAUGGGCAAAAAUAUUGUCCAUGCCGGUGCAAAUGGUAGUGGUUUAGCAGCUAAAAUUUGCAAUAAUCUCCUCUUAGCAAUUAGUAUGAUUGCCACAGCAGAAGCAAUGAGUCUCGGUAUCAAACUUGGUCUCAACAAAGAUGUAUUAGCCAAACUGAUCAAUUCUUCAAGUGGUCAAUGUUGGUCAAGUCAAACAUAUAAUCCGUGUCCUGGUGUUGUUGCUAGUGUACCAUCUAGUAAUGAUUACAAUGGUGGUUUUGCUAGUGAACUGAUGACUAAAGAUCUGGUGCUUGCUCUUGAGGCAGCAAAACAAGUAAAAGCUUCAACUCCAUUAACGAAAGAAGCUACUGAACUCUAUAAUCAACUUUGCUCAAAUGGAUUCAAUAAAAAAGAUUUUAGUGUUAUUUUUAAAUAUCUCAAUGAACAAUGA